Notothenia coriiceps (black rockcod) is the source of this 1392-nucleotide messenger RNA. RefSeq names its product ALK tyrosine kinase receptor-like. Gene Ontology annotation, molecular function: transmembrane receptor protein tyrosine kinase activity; ATP binding. NCBI's taxonomy places the organism in Eukaryota, Metazoa, Chordata, Actinopteri, Perciformes, Nototheniidae. Gene Ontology annotation, cellular component: signaling receptor complex; plasma membrane. The transcript is spliced from 4 exons. The record is from RefSeq and is a predicted model, not a curated record. Gene Ontology annotation, biological process: protein phosphorylation; positive regulation of kinase activity; regulation of cell population proliferation. The coding region runs from base 28 to 1392 and encodes 454 amino acids.
AGCUAUUACAGGAAGGGGGGGCGGGCCAUGCUGCCAGUCAAGUGGAUGCCGCCUGAAGCCUUCAUGGAGGGCAUCUUCACGUCUAAAACAGACACAUGGUCCUUCGGGGUUCUGCUGUGGGAGAUCUUCUCAUUGGGCUACAUGCCGUAUCCAAGUCGCAGUAACCAGGAAGUGUUGGAAUUUGUGACCAAUGGCGGAAGAAUGGACCCACCCAAAAACUGCCCUGGGCCUGUAUACCGCAUAAUGACUCAGAGCUGGCAGCAUCAGCCUGAAGACAGGCCCAACUUCUCCACCAUCCUGGAGAGAAUCGACUACUGCCUGCAGGACCCUGACGUGGUGACCAUGCCACUGCCUGUAGAGUAUGGACCUGUCCCAGAAGAGGAGGAGCGGGACCCCUCGGCUCCGACGGUGCUGGUGAACGCCCCGGUGCAUGAUGGGGAGGUCCAGCAGCCACCCCCCUCCUAUCCUACAGGAGACCCCCUGAGAGGGGGGGAGCACAGUGCGGAGACGAGCGCAACAUUGGAGGCUAAAGCACAGACGUCGCCCCCCCCCUACCUCCACCAGCAGCCUCACACGCAGAUCGCCAUGACAACCAGCAACACGGUCACCUCCACAGCCGCCUCUACGCUCACUGCCAAGGGCCCGCACAUCCCCUCCCAGCACGGCCCUGAGGGGGGGCACAUCAACCUGGCGUUCACCCAGGGUCAGCCGCAGGAGAAGGAGGGCCCCAACGGGAAGAGCACCACCCUGUGGAACCCCACCUACGGGUCCUGGUUCCUGCAGCAGAGGAAGCAGCAGCAGCAGAGGCAGGGGGGUGUGGGUGCUGCAGGAGAGGGCAGCGGCAGGGUCCCGGGGGAGGGGCAGGAGCAUGUGGGCCGGACCGUGGCUGAGGUGGCGGGGGCCCUGGGGCUGCAGCACCAGCAGCAGCUCCAGCAGCAGCUCCAGCAGCAGCUCCACCAGCAGCUCCACCAGCAGCAGCUCCAGCAGCACCACCUGCAGAUGCUGCACCACCAGCAGCAGCAGCAGCAGCAGGGUCUCUGCAGGCCUCUGCUGCCCCCGCCCCCCCCUCCUGCUGCCCAGUCCCCUCUGCUCUUAGAUUCGGCCGCGCUGCCCCCGGUGCCCCUCUACAGACUGAGGCGGUUCCCCUGUGGGAACAUCGGCUACGGCUACCAGGAGCAGGGCCUGCCGCUGGAGGCCGUGCACCCCAACCCCCCUGCGGCCCCCCAGCCCCAGCAGGGCCUCUCCAUGGCCAACGCCCACCAGAGGGGGGCUUCAGUGACCCUGGGUCGCUUGGGUUUGUCCGAGGACAGCCGUCCGCUGCUGGUUACCAUGGGGACAGUACAGGACCCCCGGCUGCCCAGGAUGGAGGGCCACAACGCCACCGUGCUUUAG